GGAGCGACUGGAGGAUCAUGGGAAAUUCUGUGCUUGGUGGACUCGAGCAUCCUGAGACAUUCCCUCCUGGGGAUACUGGAGCAUCAUUGGACAUUCUGUGCUGGGGGACUAGAGCAUUGUGGGAAAUUCUCUGCCUGACAGACUGGAGCAUCAUGAGGAUUCAGCUCUUUGGGUUGGAGCUUUAUACAAGUACUAAGGAGUAUAUAAUAUACAAUAUAUUUACUGAGGGAGCUGGGUCGGCAGGAGUGGGGGCUGCGGCUGCCAGGGAAGCAGGAGCCUGUGGGGCCAGGCCUAGGAGCGAGAGGUGGACUGGAAGGCUGCUGCCUCAGGACCUGGCACUGAGGCCUCCCCAUGACUGUGGGGACUGCUGGGGUGCCUGCAUUUGGAGCCAGGAAGCCGGUCACCAUAUAGACUCCCAGCCAUUUAUAUCCUGCAUAUUAAUAAAGCCGUGCCGGCAGCUGUCUUUGUCUCUAUUCCCGUGCUGCGGCCAGUCCCACUGCAGGACCCAGCUAUGUGCCAGCAUCUUCCACGCUUGGUUUGUCCAAGCGCCCAGCCUCCACUGAGAACGGGGCCUGGAGAUAUCCCAGCCCCCGAGCACAGGAUGGAGCAGUGCAGGGCCUGUGACACCCCAGGAACGCCAGAGCCAGAGCCGCCCCAUCCUCCAUAAAAGACUGGAAGGGACCGUGAGAGGUUGUCUAGUCCAGUCUCCUGUGCUCCUGGCAGGACUAAGUAUUAUCUAGACCAGCCCUGACAGAUGUUUAUCUAGCCUGCUCUUAAAUAUCUCCAAUGAUAGAGAUUCUACAACCUCCCUGGGCAAUUUAUUCCAGUGCUUAACCAUCCUGACAGGAAGUUUUUCCUAAUGUCCAACCUAAACCACCCUUGCUGCAAUUUAAGCCCAUUGCUGCUUGUCCUGUCCUCAGAGGUUAAGAAGAACCAUUUUUCUCCCUCCUCCCUGUAACAGCCAUUUAUGUAUUUGAAAACUGUUAUGUCCCCUCGGUCUUCUGUUCUCCAGACUACACAAACCCAAUGUUUUCAAUCUUCCCUCAUAGGUCAUGUUUUCUAAAUCUUUUAUCAUUUUUGUUGCUUUUCUCUGGAUUUUCUCCAAUUUGUCCACAUCUUUCCUGAAAUGUGGUGCCCAGAAAAGGACUCAGUACUCCAGCCCAUGCCAUUGUCUGUUGGGUUUGAAGAUGCGCUCGGCCCCAUCCCCUCGGCUGCCCUGAAAGAGCUGGACUGAAGCAUGUGAUCGCUGGCACCAUGGAGGAGGUGGACUCCCGGUCGCCGUCCCCACACAAGGCAGUGGACUCCAGCCCCGCCAGCUGCGCAGCCCUGCCAUCUCCCCCACUCCAGCAGGAGCCUCCGCCGUCCCCCCUGCCCGAGGAGCUGUCCCCUGGCGAGGGCGACAACUCGGCCUUCAACGGAGAGCUGGACCUGCAGCGCUACUUCAAUGGGCCAGGGCCCGCGCUGGGGGCAGGCGGGGGGCGCAAAGCCCGGCCCUACCCCUGCGCCGUCUGUGGCAAGCGCUUCCGCUUCAACAGCAUCCUAGCACUGCACACGCGGAUUCAUGCCAGCGAGACCCCCUUUACCUGCCCCUACUGUGGGCACCGCGCUGCCCAGCGCGGCCUCCUGCGGCUCCAUCUCCGCUCCCACCGCCCCGAGGCCUGCGCCCGCCUCAGCCACCAGAGCCGCCUGCUGCUGGAGCUGGAGGAGCGGGCACUGCUGCGGCGGGGCCCGCCAGCCGCCAGUGAGGGAGAGGAAGAAGAGGAGGAAGAGGAGGAGGAGGAGCCCCCCCCGCUGCCUAUCCCCCCACCAGCCCCGCCCCCUGCCCCCCCGUCACCCCCACCGCCGCUGCCUCCCCCCAGCUUCCGCUGCCCCUUCUGCAAAGGCAAGUUCCGGACGGUGGGUGAGCGGGAGCGACACCUGCGGAUCCUGCACCAGCCCUACAAGUGUGGGCAGUGCCCCUUUGCCGCUGCCCAGGAGGUGGAGCUGCAGCGGCACAGCCGGGAGGCCCACGCCCCCCCGGCACCCCCAGCCCCUGCCGCGCCGCCCCCCGCCGAGUUCCGCUGCCAGGUGUGCGGCCAGGCCUUCACCCAGUCCUGGUUCCUCAAGGGGCACAUGCGCAAACACAAGGACUCCUUUGACCACAAGUGCCAGGUCUGCGGGCGCUGCUUCAAGGAGCCCUGGUUCCUCAAGAACCACAUGAAGGUGCAUCUCACCAAGCUGGGGCUGAAGGGGGAGCGGGGUGCGGCCGUGCCGGCGGCCGGCGGGAAGCCCAAGGCGCCUCGGGGGCUGCUGCUGGGCUACGAGGCGCUGUACCCUGCCUUCCUGCCGCCCCCGGACAAGGCCGAGCAAGGCUCCUUCCUGGGCUACUUGGAGCUGCGCCCGCCGGGCGAUGCCAGCUGCGCCGAGCGGCUCCAGGCCACGGCCCGCGCAGUGGAGAGCGGGCAGGAGGCGGUUGCCCAGCUGUGGGGCGAGCGCCGGCGGCACAAUGGGAGUGAGGCGGCCAGGGAGGAGGGUGGCGCCGGCGUGGGACAGCACCGCUGCCCCGACUGCGCCCGGGCCUUCGCCACGUACCAGCAGAUGGCCCUGCACAGCCGCAGCCACCGGCCCCAGGAUGGUGACUGGGCCAGGGGCCGGGCCCUGGGGGCGCUGGCCUCACUCCAUGCGGCAGCGGGACACGGGCUGCCCACAGAUGGCGGGGGUGGCUCCAACACAGGCACCGGCUGGGGCACAGCCCUACCCAGCCCGGGGAUACAGGAGGAAAAGGGGCUGCGCAGCGGGGCCCUGCGUCCGGAUGGGAGCCGUGGCACGUCAGGCAAAGACUGUCCCUACUGCGGGAAAACCUUCCGCUCCUCCCACCAUCUCAAGGUGCAUCUGCGCGUCCACACAGGCGAGCGCCCGUACAAGUGCCCACACUGUGACUACGCUGGCACCCAGUCUGGCUCUCUCAAGUACCACCUGCAGCGCCACCACCGUGAGCAGAAGAACAGCGCUGGCGCAGGCGCGGCCAGGGCCUUGGAGCCACGGGGCCGCACCACUCCCAGUGCCCCCGCCAAGCCGCCCGCCUUCCCGCCGGAGCUGCUGCUGCAGGCAGCCGAGAAGUACCGCGGGGCUUUCCUGCCGCAGGCCUGGGGCACGGCCAGCCAUGAGCCCCCAGCCCGGCCAUCCCGCCGCAAGCCGGCCUGCACUGGCCGAGCCCUGCGCAAUGGCCGGGCCGACUUCGAGCCGCUGGACCUGUCGCUGCGGCCGGCGCUAGAGGGGGUGCCGCCUGGUGAGCUCACCCUGCACCGAUGUCUCUUCUGCCCCUUUGCCACCUCCGCUUCUGAGCUCAUGGCUCUGCACCUGCAGGUCCACCACAGCCGCAAGGCCCGGGGGCGCCGCCCUGUCACGGCCCCCCCCGCACGGCCCCAUGCCUGCCUGGGGCAGGACGGGGAGCAGCCCCCACCACACCCCCAGGACGAGGGGCCUGGAGUUGGGGAGGAGCCCCCCACUGCCGUGGCCCACAUGUCCCAACAGCCCCCCGGAGCCCCCAUGGACACGGAGCCGAGUGAGAGGCAAGGGGAGCUGGAGCUGGCUUGAGGCAGCAGAGCAGCCAACUGGGGGCCCUGCUCUCCCCACGGGGCCUGGAGACCCCAGUGUCUGGGAGGGGCAGGGACAUGACCCCCCAAGUCCUCCCACUAGUGGGGCAAGGCGGACGCAGGGGCCUGUAGUGUAGACAUGAAACACUAACACUGGGCGGGAGAACUCGCUAGAAAGUAGACUCAUAGGGACAGUGAGCCAGCAGGGGAGGGAAGCCACGAGGGGGCAGAGAGUUGGGGGACAGAGAGCCACUGAUGGGGGAUAUGCCUGGUGAGGGCAGAGAACCAUGGGGAGUGGACAGCCCCUGCUGCCCUGCACCCGCUCCAGCCCCACUGGCUGGCAGGGGGCUGUGGCUAGCAGGGCGCUCUGGCUGAGUCGGGGUACCCUGACUGGCAGGGUACCAUGGUAGGGCACUCUGGGUGUAGUGGGGUGCUCUGGCUGGCCGGGGGCUGAGUCAGGGUGCCCUGGCUGGCAGGGGCCGGUGGCUGGCAGGGGGCUGUGGUGGGGUGCUCUGGCUAGCGGGGUGCUCUCCCCUGGGGUUGUGGUGGUAGUUUCCUAGUGUCUGUAGACGUCUCCGUUGUUGGUUCCAGUGUUGUCGUGCUAACAGAGGCCCUGGCGGAGGCUGUGGGUCAAUGCGGCUCUGGGACACGGAGUGCUGCCCACGAAGCGGGCCGAGCAGGGGCAGCCGUGUCCUGGGGAGGGCCAUGUCCAUGGAAGGGUCCCAGGGUGGGUGAGUGUCCACACCCUGGCCUUGUCUCCAUGGGGACUCAUGCUGUAGCGUGGUCUCCGUGGUGAUCGUUGUGUGGCCUCCCUCCUGUGGCCGCCGGUGCUCGGCGCUGUGGCCUCAUCUCCAUGGUGAUCGGUGCCAUGGCCUUGGCCCCGUGGCGAUGGUUGCUGUGGCAGCUGGACGAUCCGUAGAGUUCUCUAUUUUUUUUAUUCUUUUCUUGUAGAAAAUUCGAAACUGGAAAUAAAAAGAAAAAUGAA
Messenger RNA from Malaclemys terrapin pileata, 4560 nucleotides. It is a transcript of the gene ZNF219, whose product is annotated as zinc finger protein 219. The transcript has 5 exons. Bases 1255 to 3576 code for a protein of 773 amino acids. NCBI's taxonomy places the organism in Eukaryota, Metazoa, Chordata, Testudines, Emydidae. The record is from RefSeq and is a predicted model, not a curated record. Gene Ontology annotation, cellular component: nucleus. Gene Ontology annotation, biological process: regulation of DNA-templated transcription. Gene Ontology annotation, molecular function: RNA polymerase II cis-regulatory region sequence-specific DNA binding; DNA-binding transcription factor activity, RNA polymerase II-specific.